Messenger RNA from Orussus abietinus, 1981 nucleotides. Its product is annotated as alanine aminotransferase 1. Gene Ontology annotation, molecular function: L-alanine:2-oxoglutarate transaminase activity; pyridoxal phosphate binding. The record is from RefSeq and is a predicted model, not a curated record. Gene Ontology annotation, biological process: biosynthetic process. The coding region runs from base 19 to 1668 and encodes 549 amino acids. Lineage: Eukaryota; Metazoa; Arthropoda; Insecta; Hymenoptera; Orussidae. The transcript is spliced from 5 exons.
CGUUACGCGGAAACCGCGAUGUCGCACACGCGUCUCGGGGGCCUCGCGAUCGCGACUCGGCCGCGGGUCUGGAAGCGCGGUGGGAGGUUAGGGGCGGGCGCGGGGGCAGGGGCGAGCCAGGCCAGGGAAACCGCGACAGCGGUAGGUGCGCCCGACCACGGUCGUCGACUAGUGCAGGCUAAGCCGACCGAGCCGAACGCUGGCCGCGCCAUGGCGAGUACAGAGGCCAAGAGGAAGCGGGUGCUCUGCGAGGACAACGUCUUCUCCAACCUGCGGCGCAUGGAGUACGCAGUGCGCGGGCCGCUGCUCAUCCGCGCCCUGGAGAUCGAAAAGGAGCUCGAGAAGGGUGCCCAGAAACCAUUCAAGGAGGUGAUCAAGGCGAAUGUAGGCGACGCCCAUGCGAUGGGACAGAAGCCCAUAACGUUCCUGCGCCAAGUCAUGACCCUGACCUUAUCCCCGGACCUGCUGAACGACCCGAAGUUCCCCGAGGAUGCCAAGACAAGAGCCAGGGAUAUUCUUAAGGGGUGCAAAGGCGGGAGUGUCGGCUCCUAUUCCGAGUCGGCCGGUAUCGAGAUCAUUCGCAAGCACGUGGCUCAGUACAUCCAAGAGCGCGACGGCUUACCCUGCAAUUACACCAACAUCAUCCUCUCGAAUGGCGCCUCCGAUGGGAUCAAAUCCGUCCUGAAGCUGUUCAACGAGCCUCUGGGUGGGAAGCCAUCGGGCGUGAUGAUCCCGAUUCCGCAGUAUCCCCUGUAUUCGGCUUCCCUGGCUGAAUUCGGCCUGGCUCAGGUCGGUUAUUACUUGAACGAGGAGAAUAAAUGGUCGCUGGACGUCCCCGAACUGGAGCGCUCCUUGGCGGAGGCCAAGAAGACCUGCAACCCGAGGGCCCUCGUCGUCAUCAACCCCGGGAACCCUACGGGCCAGGUUCUGACCAGGGCCAACAUCGAAGACAUCAUCAAGUUCGCUUACAAGAACAAUCUCUUCAUCCUCGCGGACGAGGUCUACCAGGACAAUAUCUACGACAAGGACAGCUCCUUCCAUGCCGUGAAGAAGGUCAUGACCGAGAUGGGCGAGCCCUACUCCGGCAUGGAGCUCGCCUCCUUCAUGUCCAUCUCUAAGGGGUACAUGGGCGAGUGCGGUAUUCGCGGAGGCUACACUGAGAUCAUCAACGUUGAUCCGGCUGUCCUGGCGAUACUCCACAAGUCGAUCUCUGCGAUGCUCUGCCCCACGGUGGUGGGCCAAGUCGCCAUGGACGUAGUCGUUAACUCCCCGAAGAAGGGCGAGCCCUCGUACGAGCAGUUCCUGAAGGAAAAGACCUCCGUCCUGGAGUCGCUGGCCGAGAGGUCGCGCCUGGUCGUAGAUACAUUGAACAGUAUUCCCAAUAUCAAGGCGAAUCCGGCCAUGGGAGCCAUGUACGUCUUUCCUCGCGUCACCCUGCCCGAAAAAGCGAUCCAAGCUGCGAAAGCCGCUGGCCAGCAGCCAGACGUUUUCUAUGCCUUCAAGUUACUAGAGAGCACCGGCAUCUGCGUCAUCGCCGGCUCGGGUUUCGGACAGAAACCCGGGACCUAUCACUUCAGGACGACCAUUCUCCCCCAGAAGGACAAGAUCAAGACCAUGCUCGACAGCUUGAAGCGGUUCCACGUCAAGUUCCUCGAGGAGUACAGCUAAGGACGCAAACUGGAGCCGAGAAAGGAUGACCGCGUACCCUAUGGUACGCGAGAUAAUCAAACCCAGGUUAGACCUGGGGCGAGAAGGGCAUCUUCGAGGCGCGAUUUCGCCCGGAGCUGGGACCCUGAAGAAACCUCGUCGAGGGACUGCCCGGAUCGCUAAGUCGACUGCCGGUCUAUAUAGUGAUCUAUUGAGAUUCUGUAAAUAAAGAUCCGUUCGAUCGUCCUGCCAACAUCCUGGCAGGGCGAUAAUCGGUCGUCGAUCGACCCGCAACAUUUGGCUAAUCAAAUAAAUCAUGUUAAUACUCUGGGAA